Messenger RNA from Dentiscutata heterogama, 1039 nucleotides. The record is from the annotation of a GenBank genome assembly. Lineage: Eukaryota; Fungi; Glomeromycota; Glomeromycetes; Diversisporales; Gigasporaceae.
AUGAAAACAUUGAUGGAUUUAGAUCAUACAGACGAGAUCAGACAAGCGGCACUAGCUUAUGCUGAUGACACAGCCUGGCUAGCAAAUUCGAAGCAACAACUGGAACGUAUAAUAGCUUUGGCUGAACAAUUUUUUAAGUUAAAUGACAUUAAAAUAAAUGGAAACAAAUCUAAGCUAGUAGUGGUUAACUCAGGGUUGGCUAAGCAGGAAAGGUGGAUAAGUCAAGAUUUUUGGAAGUGUAAUGCUGCCGAGACGGGCAAGACUAGGUGGAGAGGCAAUAUCACCUGUAAUACAGUUGAAAGAUGCAAGCAGUUCGAAGUAUUUUUUAGUACAGUUGAACAAGGGUGGCAAAUAAAGGGCACAGGCCCUAAGAUAGAGGAUUUAAUACCACCCAAAGUAUUCGAAAAGAGUGAAAAUUCUCGCAUCAAAUUAGAAAUCUUUUUCUUAGGGCAAAUAAUAGAUUAUGAAGGCAAUACACUAUUAACGUGGCAGCAACUCAGAGCUCUGAGGGGUAAAUGUACGAAUGGAAUGAAAGCACGGUGGUUUAGUGAAAUAGAAAAGAAGGUUUUGGUUUCAGUAGAGGGAAGAAUACUAAAAAGGGAAUAUCAGCUAAGCCACAGAAACCCAAUGUAUCUCCCAGUACAGCUCAAGAAAUCAAAAACAGACAAGAGAUGUAAGCCCUGGGUAGUGCUGAAAGAUCAAGAUUCAACAGCUCCGGUAAUCGGUCGUGUUUUAGACGCUAACGGGGAAGAUACAUACUUUGAACACUGGCGAACGGAGCCCGGUCACAAUACAGGGUUGCUGCACCGAUGUACUGGUUGUAGUAUAAAUUUAGCAAAUGAAGCAAAUCAAUGUGUAGGCAAGAAGUCUAUGACACAAGACCUUCGCCAAGUUAAAAGUAUUGUUAAAAGAGAGAACAAAUGGUCUAUGCUAAUCCCUGCAUCCUGGUUUUUCACACCUACUGUUCCUGAGCAGGGUACCGAAGAGAGUUUAGUAGAGCUACAGCCAAUUGAAAAUGUAGACAUCACCUUCAUUAAAA